Molecule: messenger RNA, 1272 nt
Organism: Cooperia oncophora
Lineage: Eukaryota; Metazoa; Nematoda; Chromadorea; Rhabditida; Trichostrongylidae
Source: the annotation of a GenBank genome assembly
AUGCUUCGGGUAUGCAUGUCAUGUUAUGCUUUCUUGAAUCCUAUUAAACUGAAAAGCAUCAGUCAGCUUUCUAGAGUCACUUCAUUAGAGACCAGUUCGAUGAUAUUAGCUGCGCUGCUCUCAUUGCGAGUAGCCAGCUCCGCAUAUUUUUCUCAGUUUUCCAUGAGAGAGCCUAAUCAUGACCCAUGUUAUGAACCAACUGGAAGACCAAUUCGAUGUGUGCCAGAGUUCAUAAAUGCGGCUUUUGGUAAACCAGUGAUCGCCUCCAGUACUUGUGGGAUGAAUGGGCCCUCAAGAUUUUGUACGGUCAACGAAGGAGCGGAUGGUGUCAUGCGAGAAAAUUGUGAUGUGUGUGACGCCUCACAACCCUCACAAUCCCACCCUGCAUCGCUCAUCACUGAUUUCAACGCACCUGGAAACAUGACAUGCUGGGUUUCUGAACCCUCACUCGAAUCCUACAACGUUUCACUUACUUUAUCUUUGGGGAAAAAAUUCGAACCUACAUAUCCAUGUACUUCGUUCACACUUGCCUCGAUUCCAAUGGCAUGUACCAAGUCAACGGAUCACGGGAAGACAACGUGGAUUCCUUUUCAGUAUUACUCAUCUGAUUGUCGGUCCGUGUUCGGAAGAGCACCAGACGUGGUCAUCACUAAGCAUAACGAACAGGAAGCGUUGUGCACUAACUCACACAACCUGGCUCCGAGGGCAAACCGUAUCGCUUUCCCAUUCCUGGAGAAUCGUCCAUCUGCUGUAUUUUUUGAAUCAUCUCCUGUGCUACAAGACUGGGUGACGGCAACAGAUAUUCGCAUUCAAAUCAUUCACGUAGGUUCACCCCAGACGGAUUCAUUUGGCGUAUCCAAUGAUGUGAACGAUUUGUCAAACAAUACUGCCGGCGAGAACAACAGCGAUGGUAUCUUCUUUGCAAUAGGAGAGCUAGCUGUUGGCGGCAGAUGUAAUUUACCUGUGAUUGCAAACAUAAUACGGUUUGGGAGUGAAUGCGAAACUUGCAAGCCUUUCCACUUUGAUCGACCCUGGAGACGAGCAACAUCUCAAGCGGGAAUGCUUGCCGUAGCAUGUAACUGCAAUAUGCACGCGAAGCGGUGUCGAUUCGACCAGGAACUCUACCGACUAAGCGAGAACAGCAGACUCGGAACAAAUGGAUUCGAGUCGAGUAAAUUACAUGUCACCAUGCGAGAAAUGGUGGUAGCUGGGGUGACGAACGACGAUGGAGACGAAUCCAUAGGCGAGCACCUAGUACUGAGACCUUGCUAA